UCCGAGCAGCACCCAUCAGGACUCUCUGAGUGCACUGGACAGUUGCAAGCUGCACAGUUGUCGUUAGCGUUCUGACUGCUGAGCUUGUUCAGGCUGCAAAAUCAGCUAUCAGGCAGGUCAUACGUGCUUUUCACGGAUUUGCGGUGACAGGCGCGCUGAAGAACGUUGAAAAGCUGUUGACAGCAUUGAGCAUCAGCUGAGAUGAAGCUUCUCUUCUGGCUGAUCCUGAGCGUCAUUAUAUUCAGCCAUGAUGCCAGAGCUCAAAACAUUGCCGCCGCAGACAAUAGCGACAGGGAGGCUUCGCUCUUGAGACGAACCCCAGCAGCUCGUGGCACACCCAUGAAAGCAGAAUUUGUCGAGACCGAGCUGACUGCCGCUGAUGAACUUACCACUACGCACCACCACGACGUUGAACCUUUACUAAUCGAACCAGUAACGGAUAAAGUUGAUGAAGUUAUUGGUUCUCCCGCAGCCGCUGAUCUAUCAAUCGCAUGUCCCAAUUGCACAUGCGUACCGAUUCAUCGCUGCAAGAAGUUUCCAGGAGAGCAGAACCGCUUUAAUCCUACUCUUCCAGUACAUCUGAUUGAGGAUACAGCAUGUCCACUCUACGGCCAUGUGCUUUGUGAGACUCCUUUCCAGGUGGAGGAAAUUUUUACCGAGCCCAGGGAAGGGGAUGACGUCAUUGAAGAUUUCUUGCCGUGUGGGCGUCGCAACACAGAAGGCAUCGCGUCGUCAUUUUUUAAAGGAUUCAAGGACAAGGCAUCCAAAUUUGGAGAAUUUACCUGGAUGGCCAUCGUUCUGCAAGAUGAAGUCAUGGCAUUCGACAUCACGGUGAAGCGAUUCAUAUGCGGAGGUUCGCUGAUCCAUCGACAGGUUGUCAUGACAGCAGCACAUUGUGUCAUUGGGAAAAAUGUGAGCAGCCUUAGCGUUCGCCUGGGAGACUGGGACACUCAAACAGAGUAUGAAACCUUAGUCCUGCCACACGAAGAACACCGCGUGGUUCAUGUGAAGCGUCACAGUCGCUUCCACAGGGUCAACCUCCGAAACGACAUCGCGCUGCUCUUCCUUGAGGAGCCUGUCGAGCUGAAGCCACACAUCGGCACUCUUUGCCUUCCUGAAGAUGAUGAAAACUUCGAAAACACCUCGUGCGUCGCCACCGGCUUCGGGAAAGAUCGCUUUCACGGCGGAAGUUUUCAGAACGUUAUGAAGCAGGUGAACCUACCCGUGGUAUCUCACAGCUCUUGCCAGAGGAUGUUAAGCGGUACACGCCUGGGGCGUUGGUUCCGUCUUCAUCCUUCCUUCACCUGCGCUGGAGGGGAGGCCGGUGUUGAUACGUGUGUUGGAGAUGGUGGCUCUGCCCUUGCUUGUCGCAGCAAGGAGAACCCCGAUAAGUACGUCCAAGCGGGGAUCGUCUCGUGGGGUAUCGGCUGCGGAGAAGACGGAGUACCGGGAGUCUACACCAGCGUGCCGAAGCUGGUCGGAUGGGUCAAUGAAGAGAUUGCUGAGUAUUUCAGCGCUCAUUAGUGUAAAUUGUCUGCGAGUAUUCUUUCCAUUUUCAUAAGGGUGGAACAACAUGGACAUAUAACGUUGUAGUCGUGUAUGCUUCAUACGGUUAAGACAGCAUUGAAAUGAGCCGCAAAAAUAAAUUGAUGGGAAACCUUUAA
Molecule: messenger RNA, 1664 nt
Organism: Amphibalanus amphitrite
Lineage: Eukaryota; Metazoa; Arthropoda; Thecostraca; Balanomorpha; Balanidae
Product: phenoloxidase-activating factor 2-like
Exons: 4
Coding region: 202-1524 (440 amino acids)
Biological process (GO): proteolysis
Molecular function (GO): serine-type endopeptidase activity
Source: RefSeq, a predicted model, not a curated record